AUGUCCAGAAGAUACGAUUCCCGAACAACCAUCUUCUCCCCCGACGGUCGCCUGUACCAGGUCGAAUAUGCCCUCGAAGCUAUUUCUCACGCCGGCACAGCCAUUGGCAUCCUGGCCAAGGAUGGCAUCGUCCUCGCUGCUGAGCGCAAGGUCACCUCCAAGCUGCUCGAACAGGACACUUCGGCUGAGAAGCUCUACAUUCUCAAUGACAACAUGAUUUGCGCCGUCGCCGGCAUGACCGCUGACGCCAACAUCCUCAUCAACUACGCCCGACAAGCCGCCCAACGCUAUCUCCUUACAUACAACGAAGACAUUCCCUGCGAACAGCUCGUCCGUCGUCUCUGCGAUCUCAAGCAAGGUUAUACACAACACGGUGGUCUCCGGCCCUUUGGCGUUUCCUUCAUCUACGCCGGUUGGGAUCCCCAGCGCCAGUUCCAGCUCUACCUCAGCAACCCGUCAGGCAACUACGGCGGGUGGAAGGCGACAAGCUCGGGCGCCAACCACGCCAGCGCCCAGAGUCUUUUGAAGCAAGAUUACAAGGAGGAUUGCACGUUGGAAGAGGCCUGCGGUAUGGCCGUCAAGGUGCUGAGCAAGACGAUGGAUUCCACCAAGCUUGGCAGCGAGAAGAUCGAAUUUGCGACGGUUGGCCAGACCAAGGACGGCAAGAUUUACCACAGAUUAUGGAGCGCCGACGAGAUCGACGCGCUACUCAAGAAGCACGACUUGGCCAAGGACGAGACCAAGGAGGAGUAA
Podospora anserina S mat+ is the source of this 753-nucleotide messenger RNA. RefSeq lists its product as uncharacterized. Lineage: Eukaryota; Fungi; Ascomycota; Sordariomycetes; Sordariales; Podosporaceae. The transcript is spliced from 4 exons. Gene Ontology annotation, cellular component: nucleus; proteasome core complex; proteasome core complex, alpha-subunit complex. Bases 1 to 753 code for a protein of 250 amino acids. Gene Ontology annotation, biological process: ubiquitin-dependent protein catabolic process. The record is from RefSeq and is a predicted model, not a curated record.